AUGUCCUCUAAGCCCUCCGCGAGACGGCGCCAGCCGCAGAGGUUCGCUCUGCCCAAUGGCAAGGAAGUGAUCGUGUCCCUGCCCGAAGAUUACGACAACCUGCGCAAGAAGUACGGCAGCCAGGACGAGAUACAGGUCGAAGUCGUCCUCCACGGUUCGACAGAGCACUGCAACUAUCUCAGAGAGACUCGAGAUCAUCACGAGGGUCGUCGAGCCAAGCUGCGGGAGCGGCAUGGUCCAGCCUUUGAAGAGUGGGAAGACGUGCAGAGCCAGCUGGAUACCUUCAACAGCGAACUGGACCGGCUCUCUACCAACACCAACGGUCUGAGCGCCAACUUCAACAAGUUUGGCUAUGGCGCUGAACUGCGAACCUACAAUGAUGAUGAGACUCCAGAUUUGGAUACGUCCACGUCGGAUACAGUCUCCAUCGCCUCGAGCUGGAGUCAAGCCCGACUGGGAGAGACUACAAAGCUCUUUAAGAAGCCCGUGGUGAAACAAUGGUUUCACAAAGGCUUGCUAUGGCGCGCUUCAGAAAACACAGAAAUUAUGGCUAUCGAGCUGUUCUUUGACCUCCUCUACGUCGGCAUCAUUCACAUCAACGGCGAACAUGUCUGGGCUGAACCGACCGGCAAGGAACUACUCCGCUUCGCAAUCACCUUUAUCAUGUCGUGGAAGAUCUGGGCCGAUGUCACUUUGGUCUUGAGUUGGUUCGAAACCGACGACGUCUUGACUCGAUUGGAAAUUCUGUUCGAGAUUGCCUGUCUCUUAGGAUUCACCACCAACAUGACAUACGCCUUUUACGACAACGAGGAACACAACACGUAUACGAUGCUGGUAUCUUUCUAUCUAGCUGCGAGAUUCAGAACCUUGGUUCACUACCUGGCUACCGGUUUCCUCCUACCCAUGAUCCGAGGCGUCAUGAUUUGCGAAGCCAUUAACGUCUUGAUACCCUCCGUCCUGUGGAUCGCCAGUAUUCAUGUCGAGAUGCCCUCAAGGCUGGGCCUUAUUUGGGUGGCCCUCGCCCUCGACAUGUGGGGUCAGAGCAUCAUCACUGGGCUCUUCCGGUACGGAAGGAUGGCCGGUGAGAAGAGCGGCAUUGGCAAGUUCCUGGCCAAGGUCUUUGAGUUCUAUCCCGCCGUCAACAUUGAGCAUCGAGUGGAACGCACCAAUGCCUUUGUGUCACUGGUCUUUGGAUACUCGGUUGUAGGCGUCAUGUUCCAGAGCUAUGGAGGUUAUCACGUCAACUCAUUCUUGGGAAAGGCUGUGCUUGGGCUCGUUCAGGCGUUUGUCUUUAACUGGAUCUAUUUCGAUGUUGAUGGCAGCAACAUUGACAUACAUGCUAUCAGACGUUCUAUCAUUUCGGCCACCGUCUGGAACUACGCCCAUCUUCCAUUCAUCAUGGGUUACAUCCUUGCCUCUGCCGGACUAUCCAAGUUGGUCCUGGCAACAGACGCAGGCGGCGCCAACGCCGAGCAACUCUCGGAGCACUACUCCCACCGUGCAGAGGAUAAGGUCGCCAACGGUAUUCGAUUCUUCUAUUGCCACGGCCUAGCCAUCGCGCUGCUCUUCAUGGGAGUCAUUGCCUACUGCCACGAGCAUCGCAAGCCGGCAACACUUCGCUGGAGCAAGAAUACCCGACUAGCCAACCGUUUUGCCGUCUGCAUCGUCAUGUUCCUGCUCCCGCUCGCCAAGAGCCUCAACUCCCUCAACCUCAUCUCCAUCACACUCGGUCUGACCGUCUGGGUCCUGCUGGUAGAGCUGUUUGGCAAGUCGUGCCGCAACGACCCCUUUAUCGGCGAGAAGAAGGGAUGCAGGGUGCGAUACUCAUGCAAGUGCAGCAAGAAGGACUUUCAGAAGGCAAAUGUCGAUGAGAAGCUGGAAGUGCCCGUUGCUGAGGUUCUUGAGCUUGGUCCUAGGGAGAAGACUGCAGUUGCAGACGUGCAGGACUGA
Molecule: messenger RNA, 1950 nt
Organism: Fusarium keratoplasticum
Lineage: Eukaryota; Fungi; Ascomycota; Sordariomycetes; Hypocreales; Nectriaceae
Exons: 4
Coding region: 1-1950 (649 amino acids)
Source: RefSeq, a predicted model, not a curated record